AGGUCCUUGCACAAACAAGCUUUGGAGACAAACAACCCCAUGACCCUUUGAGGCCGGUUAAGCUCCAAGAAAGGACCCUUGGGACUGAACCCCACAGAGGGGCCACCAGACUGAGAGGACUCCAAAGAAGGACCCCCCAGACUGAAAGCCUGCUCCCAGACAGAGGGGUCUCCAGACUGAGGGACCACCACACAGGGGUCCCUGAGACACGGCCACUUCAAAAGGACCCCCAGACUGUGAGACCUAGAGAGGAAGGGGUUUCUGGAAGUGAACAUUUCUUCCCCCACCUACACUGAGGUCAGCCCCGUGAGGACAUCAGCUCCAGCCCCAGGGUCCUAAUGGCAGCCGAACCACUGACUGAGCUGGAGGCGGCCGUUGAGACUGUGGUCACCACCUUCUUCACCUUUGCGGGGCAGGAGGGCCGGAAGGGCAGCCUCAGCAUCAAUGAGUUUAAGGAACUGGUCACUCAGCAGUUGCCUCACCUGCUCAAGGAUGUGGGCUCCUUAGAUGAGAAGAUGAAGAGCUUGGAUGUGAAUCAGGACUCAGAGCUCAAGUUCAAUGAGUACUGGAGACUGAUUGGGGAGCUGGCCAAGGAGAUCAGGAAGGAGAAGGCCCUGGAGAUCCGAAAGAAGUAAAGCCGGCUGGCCGGGAUGGGGUGGGCAUGGCAGGGCUGGGCAGUACCCCACUCCCCACAAAUAAAACUUUCUCCUUGAAACACAGAUGUUUCUUACUCACA
Messenger RNA from Balaenoptera musculus (blue whale), 736 nucleotides. RefSeq names its product S100 calcium binding protein A13 (gene S100A13). Gene Ontology annotation, cellular component: perinuclear region of cytoplasm. The record is from RefSeq and is a predicted model, not a curated record. The transcript has 3 exons. The coding region runs from base 339 to 635 and encodes 98 amino acids. Gene Ontology annotation, biological process: positive regulation of canonical NF-kappaB signal transduction; positive regulation of cell population proliferation. Gene Ontology annotation, molecular function: RAGE receptor binding. NCBI's taxonomy places the organism in Eukaryota, Metazoa, Chordata, Mammalia, Artiodactyla, Balaenopteridae.